UGCUGAACUUUUUUUAUGUAAAAUAUAAAUCUCUUUUUAAAAUAAUCGCAAUUUUGACUUUUAAUAUUUUAUGUUACUGUAGAACAGUCCACUCAAUUAGUAAAAAUGAUUAUACAAUCUCAAAUAAUCUAAAACUUUAUCCCUAUUCUUUCGUAAAUUUUCGUCCUUCCCCCGAAAUGUCCCAAAUACUAAAAAAGAAGAAGCUGGAUUCUUCAUCUUCUGAGGAUUUUAUCCCUACCAAAAGGAUCACAACUUUAGAAGAGCUUAAAAAUUACGAACGUCUGGAGGAAAGGACUAAAGUGACUAUUACUAAGGAUAAGAUACCAUUAUUUGCCAAAAAUGAUAUGUUCAGAAACACCGUUAGGAACCCGUUAAAUUCAAUUGACUACUAUAAAAAUGACGAAAGUGAUAUCAGAACAUAUAUUCUAAAAAGAUGGGAUUUGCUCCCUUCACCUUUGAGAGACCUCAUCACCAAUGAAUCAAUUGAUCAUUCAACAGUCACCCAUAAAAUAAAAUAUGAAGAUAUUACAACAGAGGAGGCCUUUAAAUUGGUGGUGAAUGACGAUAUUGGAGUCAUGGUAGGAUUCGAAACUGUAGGCCACAUAGCACACCUGAAUGUCCCUGAGGAGAGGUCGUCCAUAAAGAAACUUAUCGCAAAAAUUAUAAUAGAUAAACACAAACACAUAAAAACUGUAAUAAAUAAGAGGUCUGAAGUCCAGAACCAGUUCAGAACAAUGGACAUUGAACUGCUGGCUGGAGAAGAGAAUUACAUCGCAAAUUUGGUUGAAAACGGAUUAAAAUUUGAGGUUGAUUUUGCAAACGUUUACUGGAACUCUAGACUAAUUAAUGAAAGGGCUAGGAUACGAGGUCUUUUAGAUCCUGACGAUAUAGUUGUUGACAUGUUCGCAGGAGCAGGUCCAUUUGCCAUUUAUGCCUCGAAAAAGGGCUGCAGCGUACUUGCAAAUGAUUUAAAUCCUAUUGGUGCAACUUACAUGAAAAGGAACAUUGAAAUAAAUAAAGUACAUGACUUGGUCAAGGUAUUUAAUAUGGAUGGAAGGGAGUUUUUGAUCGACGUCAUUAAGAAGAAUAAGAUACUUGACAAAAAAACGCUAGAGUGUGAUGGAAUGGCGCUGAAGGCUAGUGGAAAAGUUCACUUAAUAAUGAACCUACCCAAAAUAGCAAUUGAGUUCCUUGACACAUUGAUUGGAUUGGCAGAUAAUAUUGAAGAGGAGAACAUGAGAAAGCUGUUAGUACACUGUUACUGUUUCAGUGCUUCAGAAGAAUAUGAAAAAGAGAUCGAGCAACGGUUAUAUAAAUCUAUUGGUAGAAAAUUACCAGAAUAUACAAUAACACACGUAAGAGGAGUUUCACCUAAGAAACAAAUGUAUUGCAUCGAGUUUGAGUGCCCAAUUUCAAUAUUGAGGGGGAAUAAGGAGUAGAAGGAUGAUAUUAAUGUUGAAAAGGAUAGAAUGUGUAUAAUUAUAUCACUCCAUAUCGUGA
This is a messenger RNA of Theileria parva strain Muguga, 1500 nucleotides long. Its product is annotated as Met-10+ like-family protein. Bases 177 to 1439 code for a protein of 420 amino acids. Lineage: Eukaryota; Apicomplexa; Aconoidasida; Piroplasmida; Theileriidae. Gene Ontology annotation, biological process: tRNA N1-guanine methylation. The record is from RefSeq and is a predicted model, not a curated record. The transcript is spliced from 11 exons. Gene Ontology annotation, cellular component: cytoplasm.